GUCUCUCUCUCUAUAUUCAUAUCUAUCUUUAAAAUCGAAGCAUCUGUACUUAAAAAGCAGAAAGCUUUUCAUCCACCAUUUGUAAGCUUUUAUUACACGAAUUCUACUCCUUUUUGGUUAAAUGCUCUUUGGCUACUUUCACUUUUUAGCACAUUUCUGUCUCUCUCUCUCUUUGUCUCUCUCUCUCUUUGUAAAGUUUUGAUUUUUGAAAUCAAUCAAUGGAUUCCAUUUCAUUUUCCGACAAGAAACUCAUCAGAAGAUCAACCAUGCCGCCGCCGGCGGUGGCGACGCUAAUGCUCAAAGAUUACCUUCUAGAUGAUAUGAGUUCAUGUUCUUCAAAUGGGUUUCGAUCAAUUCCCCGCAAACAAUGUUGCAACAACGUUAAAUUCAUCCUCGAAUUUGAUCUCAAAAAUCCCAACGGUAAAAAACCCAAACCAUCCAUUCUCCAAAGAGCUUCCGCCGCCGUUAUUAACGCCGUCAAGAUCUUCCCACGAAAAAGAUCAAUUUUACCCAGAAGCUUAUCAAGAAAACUCUCUAAUCGAAGCUUCUGGAAGAAAGAUAUCAGCUUUAUCAAAUCAUUCAAAUGUCUUAAUGAUAAUUCAUUAUCCGUCACCCAACCUUCCUCCGCCGGCGCCGGCACCAUUUCCUCCGCCGGCGCCGCCGAAAUGUCCGGCGCCGUCAUGGGUAAUGUAAGAAAAGGUAAAAGUUUAUCAGACAGCAGUAGUUCGGUUUUUACUUUGGAUAAUUUACUGAGCUCAAGCAGUAAUUCGGAAAGUUCAUGCGAAAACGACGCCGUUUUCAAUGAAAGUUCACCGGAAAAGCCGGUCAGAAAAAUAGCUGACGAUUCUUCAAAGGAAGAAUGGGUUAAUAUUUUGGAGGAGAAGGAACAAUCUAGUCCAGUUUCUGUAUUGGAUUUCCCCUUCGACAAUCAAGAUGACGUUUCUUGGCCUUUUCGUAGAAACGUGUCAAUACACGAAGGAUUGAAACAAAAUCUUCCAGAGAAGUUCAAAAUUUUCAAGAGCCUCUCCAAAUUGGAGCCGGUUGACCUUAGCAAGCGAUUCGCGACUAUUGAACUAGAUGAGGUUUCCACUCAAUCAGAUAACAACAACAACAAGAUUGUUGAAGGAUGUGAUGAAGUUGAAAAGGCGAUACAAGUAGAGGAUAUGCUCGAAUUGGUGAAAGAGGCGUGCCCAUAUUUGAGUCAACUCGAAUAUAAGAUAGAUGGAUUGUUGGUUGAUUUCUUUAACGAGAGAAUCAUUAAUAACGUAGGAGAUUUCUCAAAGAUGUUCGAUAGAGAUGAGGCGAUAAAGGAGGCGGAGAAUUGGAUAAAUGGGCAGCAGGAAGAAUUGUUCUUGGGGUGGGAAAUGGAGAAGAAUAGGAAAGUCUACAUUAAAUAUAUCGAAAAUGGAGGAAAGUUUGAUGAAGAACGAGAAGAGAUUGCAAAUGAGAUUGAAGAGGAAAUUUUCUCUUGUUUGCUAGAUGAAUUGUUGGUUGAUUGAGAUCAUGGGGAGAAUGUCUUGUUCUCCAUUUUGGUUUUUGGUUUAUUAGUUUGUUUGUUUGUCAAUUUUUGAUAAAUUUGGAGACAAAUGAUCUAUUUUUGUGUUAUUAGUUAAUUCCUAAUAAAUUCCAAAAUCAUUUCAAUAUUCUAUUA
Messenger RNA from Impatiens glandulifera, 1651 nucleotides. RefSeq lists its product as uncharacterized. The record is from RefSeq and is a predicted model, not a curated record. The coding region runs from base 219 to 1499 and encodes 426 amino acids. Lineage: Eukaryota; Viridiplantae; Streptophyta; Magnoliopsida; Ericales; Balsaminaceae. The transcript has 3 exons.